Messenger RNA from Mugil cephalus (flathead mullet), 6293 nucleotides. It is a transcript of the gene lrig2, whose product is annotated as leucine-rich repeats and immunoglobulin-like domains 2. The transcript has 18 exons. Gene Ontology annotation, molecular function: protein binding. The coding region runs from base 464 to 3646 and encodes 1060 amino acids. NCBI's taxonomy places the organism in Eukaryota, Metazoa, Chordata, Actinopteri, Mugiliformes, Mugilidae. The record is from RefSeq and is a predicted model, not a curated record.
UCAACUCACGGAGCUUUGUUGUUCUUUCGGGUCAGAGACACGGAGAAUUUUUAUUUGAAAUUCGUGGAAAAUAGUCUGAAUUAAGUGGAGAUAACCAUUCAUUUGGUUCGGUAUGAACAGGGAGUAAUGACGAGUGGGACUGAGUUGAUCUCAUCUGGUGAAAAGAGGCGCUAGCUGGCCACUCCGGGAGGGAGGGAGAAAGGAAGGAAGGAAGGAAGGAAGGAAGGAAUUCCAGGCAUUGCGAAGAAGGUUAGAAAUCUCCGCUGGGAUGUCUCACGCAAGUUGGAAAAAACUCUGUUUAGCGAUUCCCCCCGGAAUCACGACGCUAUAAAACCGGACUAUGUGUUCGUUUGACUGAUGUCAAAUCGUGGGAACAAUUAACUCUUGCAACUCUUAAGUUGGGCUGCCAGUUUUAGCGAGCCAGCUAGCCACGUAGCUACCUCUCAGUAGGAAGACAUUUAAAAUGGCGGAAGGUUGGCCCAUUCCUUCGGCUCUUGUCUUCGUGCUACUGAGUCUCUGUGCCUGGGCCAGUGAGCCGUGUCCUGCUGCCUGCUCGUGUUCAAAGGGACAGGACGAGGCUCACAUCCUGGACUGUAACAGGAGGAGGCUGUCGAAGGCUCCCCUGGACCUACCAGACGGGAUAAACCAAGUCACCAUGAAUCAUAAUGAGUUCACCGUUAUUCCCUUUCUCGGAGACGUCUCAUCAAACAUCACCUCUCUUUCCCUAGUCCACAAUCGGAUCUCCGAGCUGUCGAUGCAUCAUCUACAACCAUACGUUGCCUUGGAGACACUGGACCUUACAUCCAACUCCAUCUCUGAGCUCAAAGUUGGAUCCUUCCCGUCCAUGCAGCUGAAAUAUCUGAAUUUAAGUAACAACAAGAUCAGCAUCCUGGAGCCUGGCUGCUUUGAAAACAUCUCCAGCUCUCUGCUGGUGCUGAGGUUGAACAGGAACAGGCUGGUUGUGCUGCCGUCCAAAGUCUUCAAACUUCCACUGCUUCAGUUCCUUGAGAUGAAGCGCAACAAGAUCAAGAUCGUGGACAGCCUGACAUUCAAAGGGAUGGAUUCACUGAAGUCGCUGAAGAUGCAGAGGAAUGGCAUCACAAAGCUCAUGGAUGGAGCCUUUUUUGGGCUGAACAACAUUGAAGAACUAGAGCUGGAGCACAACAACCUAACCGAGGUUAACAAAGGUUGGCUGUAUGGCCUGCGCAUGCUGCGUAUACUGCGGGUCAGCCAGAAUGCCGUCGGCAUCAUCCGACCAGACGCCUGGGAGUUUUGCCAAAAGCUGGAGGAACUAGACUUGUCCUACAAUCACCUGACUAGACUUGAGGAGACGGCCUUCGUGGGAUUAGGUCUGUUGGAGAGCCUGAACCUGGGAGAAAACUCCAUCAGCCAUUUGGGAGAGGGAGUGUUCGGUGGCCUGGCAAGUCUGCGCAUCCUAGAUAUCCGCAAUAAUGAAAUCUCCUGGGCCAUUGAGGACUCCAUUGGUGUUUUUGAUGGAAUGAAAAGGCUGAACACACUAGUCCUGCAGCGGAAUAAAAUCAAAUCAAUCACUAAGAAAGCGUUCGAGGGCCUGGAGGAGCUGGAGCACCUGGACCUCAGUAAGAAUGGAAUCAUGUCGAUACACCCAGAGGCGUUGUCCCAUAUGAAGCUUAAAGUAUUUGUCCUGAACACCAGCAGCCUGCUGUGUGACUGUCACAUGCAGUGGUUGGGUCCCUGGUUGACAGAUAACCAGUUCCAACAGUCCGUCUCCGCUGUCUGCGCCCAUCCUGCCAAUUUGCUUGGUCGCAACGUGCAGUCGAUCAGCCCGGAGGAAUUUGUUUGUGACGAUUUCCCCAAGCCUCACAUCACGGCUCAUCCCGAGACGUCCGUGGCUCUGCGGGGGAACAACCUGACACUGAGCUGCAUCGCGUCCAGCAGCAGCGAUUCACCGAUGACCACGGCGUGGCGCAAGGACGGCGAAGUGCUGUACGAUGCUGAAGUGCAAAACUACGCCCGCUAUCAGGAGGGAGAGCUGAUCUACACCACCGUGCUUCACCUCCUCAAUGUCAACUUCACCGAUGAGGGACGCUACCAGUGCGUGGUCUCCAACCACUUCGGCUCCAACUACUCUAACAGGGCCAAGCUCACUGUCAACGAGCUGCCUUCCUUCCUCAAGACUCCCAUGGAUCUGACGAUCCGGACUGGGACCAUGGCCAGGCUGGAGUGCGCCGCUGAGGGUCAUCCAUCACCGCAGAUUGCUUGGCAGAAGGACGGAGGCACCGACUUUCCUGCCGCUCGAGAGCGGAGGAUGCAUGUGAUGCCCGAUGAUGACAUUUUUUUCAUCGCCAACGUCAAGACGGAAGACAUGGGAGUGUACAGCUGCACGGCUCAAAACGCAGCUGGCAGCCUGUCGGCAAACGCUACUCUGACUGUCCUGGAAACUCCGUCCUUCAUGCGGCCGCUCGAAGACAGAACCGUGGCCCACGGCGAGACCGCCGUGCUUCAGUGUAUAGCCGGAGGCAGCCCGGCUCCGCGUCUCAACUGGACCAAGGACGACGGGCCCCUGGUGCUGACGGAGCGCCACUUCUUCGCCGCGGCCAACCAGCUGCUCAUCAUCGUCGACGCCAGUUUAGCCGACGCUGGGAAGUACACCUGCAUCAUGUCGAACACUCUGGGCACAGAGCGCGGACACAUCUACCUCAGCGUCUCGCCGUCGCCAAACUGUGACACCGGCACGGGCUACAACCAAGACGAAUGGACCACCGUGGGCAUAGUCGUGAUUGUGGUGGUGUGUUGUGUGGUUGGAACGUCACUGGUCUGGGUCAUCGUCAUCUAUCACAUGCGUAGAAAGAGCGAAGACUACAGCAUAACCAACACAGAUGAGAUGAACUUGCCAGCAGACAUCCCCAGCUACCUGUCCUCUCAGGGUACUUUAUCAGAGCCUCAGGAAGGCUACAGUAACUCUGAGGCCGGCAGCCACCAGCAGCUCAUGCCUCCUCUCUCCAAUGGAUACGUCCACAAGGGCACAGAUGGUGUGUGUUAUGGAGACACGGCCAGCGAGGUGGAAACCGAAGGGAAUGGCAUGCUGCACUGCAGGGUUGGUUCUCUGUUCACCGGCCGUAGCAGCUUCCACCCUGGGGAGCCUCGUGAGGGACUAGCUGGCGCCACCACAGGUGGUGCAGGUUCGUUGGUCAUCUGCUCCGACUGCUACGACAACGCCAACAUCUACUCGCGCACACGGGAUUACUGCCCUUACGCCUACCUGGGCGAGGACGACCCGCUGGACAGGACUCUGCCGGGCCUGAAGGAGAGCCUCCGCGAGCACGGCCAGCACGAGGACCCAGCGCUGGGAGGCCUCAUUAACAACCAGGACUCUUCAGAUUUUCUCCCCUCGCACGAUAAAAGGCUGAGCAGCCACACUCCCCCAGAGCACUACGCUAAUGAUUCCCUCAGCAGGUCUUUCUGGAGAGACGGGGAAAAUUCAUCCUCAAAACCACAACCAGGAGCAUCACAGCUCCCGGUGACUGUACACAGGACACGUCCUCUGCCUCCGGCUGCCGACAGGGCGGCGGAGCAGAGCGAGGCGGAGGUGGACUUUUUGUCCGGCCAGGACCACAGAAGUGCCUCUAAUAGGACUAAACCCCAGGAGCAUCCGGCUCCCACAUAGGUCUUUGAGCUGCGGCUCCGUUGUGCCUCUGACUCUCCGUUGCUCCGACCCCACCUUCACCCACUACCUCCAAAGAAACUCCUCACAUUCUGCCAAAGAUGCUCUCUUGUAUGUUUACAUUCCCCCUUUCACUCAAGAGGACACGCUGACACUCUCCACUGCGGAACGACCGCCGCGCCGGAACGGACGAACGGUCCCGACGACCUCCGAUCCCGGCGGGACCCCGUUCUUCCACGUCCUUCGCUCCUGUUUGAGUAAACUAUGAAUGUAUGCUUUGAAGAGCCAUGUCAGAUGCUAGCUUCAGUGAACGCAAGACAUGAUCGAAUCUUCAAGUUCUCCGUUCUGUCCCUGCUGCGGUGGGACUGACACGUUGUUGACCAGUUGACGCGUCGCUGGCGGUUUUGUCUCACCGUCCCCGGUACGGACGCCGCCUGUUGGAGCAGCCCACGUGACUUCAGAAGAAACCACUACGCACCUCUUAGCAAGUGGGGGGAAAAGGGGACAGGUGUCGUUCCCUGACCAGCAGUCUUGGGUUGAUGAUCUAAAAGAAAAAAAACUUGAAGGCGUACCUCCCUCAUUCCCACAGCCAUCCCGACUGACUACGCUGCGGUAUAUUAAUAUGCAAAUCCCAGAGACAGUGACACCAAAAUGUGGUGUAUAUUACGAAUAUAUAUGAAUAUAUCCUAUAUUAUCUUUGUGUUUUUGUCCUGUAUCAAACACAGCUGUUCAUUCCAUAAUUUUAUGUCUUCAUAAGCAGUUUUGGGGAGAAAACUUUUUUUUUUUUGUUUUUUUUUGCACAUGAGACAAUCACAGUUUUGCUGUUUAUUUUUUAACGGUUGUCUAGUGGACGGCCUUUGACAAACAUUCUCAGUAGCCUUAAUCAGGUGACGGCAUGAUUUAUAUACAGUAUGCACUGAUUUGUUUUCCCUUUUAUCCUGUGUUACAGGCACUUAAUUUAAACUUUAAUAUGCAGUGUGCAUCCUGUUUCGCCUCGAGAGGAUUUUGCUCCCUCGGUAAAAGUUCAUAAUCUGUACACAAAUAUUGAUUAAGCCUAGGUGUCACUUGGAACUGUGAAAUUGAGAAUGUAUUGUAUUAUUUUAUACGUACGUGUGUGUGUGCGUGCGCAUGUGUGUGUGUGUACAUAACGCUAGUUAUCUAUUAAAGUCCAUGUGCUACUAGUACAUUUGCAGAGAGGACUGAGACAUAAGCUGCAGUAACUUUAAAAAGCUUAUUCAUUUUAAGCCUUCGUUGCCCCAGAGUGAUCCACACAUUUUUUUUUUUAUAUGUUGAUUUUCUUGAAAACCGGGUGUUUGUUCUCCUUGAAUCCGAAAGACGGUAAUCAAACGUCAGCCGGCUUCGGCGCGCUGCAUUCUUUCUAAAUGUCAGCUGUGACAUUGCUUUGAGGUUUGAACGUGAAAACGCCUCUCGCGCAACAGAACGUGGCCGCGUUGUGACGGGUUUGAUCUAAUGAGAUGUCCUUAAAAAAAUCCUCUUGAUUAUUGCACUUCAGAGUUGCUCAGAUGUGAUUGGCUUUGUUUCAUGUUUGAAAAUGAUCCUUGUUGCCAGUACGUUAGACGGACGUGCCUAAAGUGAAUGCAGACAAAUACACCAGUGUAACUGCGACGUAUGAGUGUUUAGGGAGGUGUUGAUUCAACAUUACGUCUGUUAUCUUAUAUCAGAAUGUGUGGAAACACGGCCAGGUACUCCUUCCUUCCUCCUCAAUAGAGAUCGUUUGAAUCUGCCCCAUUUCAUCAAAACCGAACACCUCUUCUACACUGCAUUCAUUUUGGCCAUGUGUACCUUAUAUUUCAGAUUGCAUUCCAUAUUUGAAAGUUUAUUUUUGUUACUGUCGAUUAUCAUUACUGCUGCAUUCUGCUCUUCUGUUGCUGACCAAGAAAUGAUUUGACGUGUUGUGGUACAGAGUGUUAAAGGGUACCGAGUUCAGUGACAGAAGAAAAAUCAAUGAUGCUGAAAAGUUAAUCUACACUGCAAAUGUGUAUUGAUGGAACCUGCUGCUGUGUUUUCUGUGUAAUGUCCCAAACAUGGCCAAAAACGACUUCUUCGUUGUAAGUUAUUACUCAUUGCAUGUUGCUCAUGCACUUUUUAAAAUGCAAUUUUUUGCCUUUUCAUUACUUAAUCAGCACCUUUUCAUUUAGCAUCAGCUAUAAAAGAUAUUGUUUCCCAAGCCAUGACUAAAGCCUAAGCACGACUUUCUGCCUUUUGAAACACUCCUCGUUUUAGUGGAAGCACAUUGCAAAGUCAAUUUCAUGCCCCCCUUGAGCGAUACAGAAAAUUUAAAUGAAACCUUGCAGUGAGGAGUCACUAAGAGCGAAGUGUCCAGGGAGGUGUACAUCGAUUCAGUGUUGACUGUAUAUUUCUGUUUUUCUCCCAACACAGCCUAACUUAAUGUGCAUCUGUUAAGUUUAAUUCUCUGAAACGUCCUUUAUGACUUUAUACCAAAGUUUAGCAGUAAUUGCUCUGGCAAAACUCCAAUGCUGCUUUUUUGUUGUUGUUUGUAGCAUUUCUUUUUUUUUUAAUUUUAUUGUAAUUUGGACCUUGUUUACCUGUGCAUUCUGUAAAGCAUGUCUAAAGAGCUUUUUUUUGUUACAUAGCCAUUACUCAAACAUUAAACAUGGAUUCUCAGAAA